CACAGAGAUUGCUCUGUAUUACCUACUAAUGUUAUUUGUAAACUAACAGAAAGAUCUAGUAGUAUUGCUGUGUGGAACCAGCUCACAAGUUAUAAAGACAGCUUAAGAUAUUUUCCCCAGACAGAAACAUGUGAGCUGCUUAUUCUGGACAGAUCUGUAGACCUGAUUUCCCCCACAAUCCAUGAGUGGACAUAUGAUGCCAUGUGCCAUGACUUGCUAAAUACAGACUGGAAUGAAUACGUCCAUAAGGUAAAACCAAAGAGUGGACAUAAGUUUUCCUUCAUGCAGAGAUUGCUGAAAGAUGAGCAGAAUUAUCAAAGAGAUAGGACAAAGAGAUUUUGGGAAGCCGGAGCAGGAUCUUGUAUUUGGAGACGCUGGGCCAAGAGAUGUGAUAAAUUUUCUUCGGAUGCAACUCGUGAAAACAAAUUGGGUUUAAUGAUGAUACAUUCAGUCGCUUAUCCUGAGAAUUUUGAGGGUGAGAAAGGUCUGAAGUUAAUGCAGCUGGCAGGAUUAUCUCAAGAUGACAUGAAUGCUGUAAACAAUAUGCGGUUGCUUGACGAUACCUUGGCUACUGAAAGGAAAUCCAAAGGGGAUUUCUCUCUUAAUUUUGGCAGUCAGAAGAAGAAGCAUGCUAUCUGAAAAGAAAGAAAAGGUGAGGAAGAAACAUGGGCACUGUCACGAUUUAACCCCAUUAUAGAGGAGCUACGAAUUAUUAUAACUGGGAUGGAAGUGAGAGGGACUGAGACUUACAAAUGUAGUAUGUACAGAGAAGUUCGGAUACUUGUUCCAGAACAGUUUCAAUGGUAUAAAUUACCGAAUAAAGAUGCAGAAACGAUGCAAUAUAUACACGUCAAGUUCUAACUGAGAUCCAAUGAAAUUUAAUGGUGCACCGGAAACCUGAGUGAAACGACUACAGUUAAGCACAUUACAGACUCGUGUGAUAUUAUUACUAAUAGCUUCAAUUCAAAUACCUAAAACUACAUUGGCGACCGUUAAUAGAACAAAAUGAAAAUAAAUCAGCCUAUCUGUGUACCUUAUUAAGCUUCUCUAGCCGCCAUCUGAAAGAAAGCCCCGUUCUGUUCUACUUACAUUUCUAAAAGCUGCAGCAGGUUGGAAUACCACUUGAAUGAUUUCUGAAAAAUUCCAAACAUUAUCCACCUGAAUGAAUUCAACUGAAAGGGAAGCAUAUGACCCCGAAAAAAACCAGAAAUUCAUCAAGGAAAUUGAUAAUCAUUUCAGAUUCAUGCUACCUCAAGAAUUAUGAGGUUCCA
Messenger RNA from Papaver somniferum (opium poppy), 1271 nucleotides. Its product is annotated as SNARE-interacting protein KEULE-like. The coding region runs from base 202 to 639 and encodes 145 amino acids. The record is from RefSeq and is a predicted model, not a curated record. The transcript has a single exon. Lineage: Eukaryota; Viridiplantae; Streptophyta; Magnoliopsida; Ranunculales; Papaveraceae.